Molecule: messenger RNA, 1044 nt
Organism: Drosophila mauritiana
Lineage: Eukaryota; Metazoa; Arthropoda; Insecta; Diptera; Drosophilidae
Product: probable RNA methyltransferase CG1239
Exons: 3
Coding region: 113-1015 (300 amino acids)
Biological process (GO): snRNA modification
Molecular function (GO): RNA methyltransferase activity; snRNA binding; O-methyltransferase activity
Source: RefSeq, a predicted model, not a curated record
ACGGUCACUCUAAGUUACAAAUUACCGCGAGAUGUGCUAAACAAUUUAAUUUUUUUUAUGUUUUUAAGCAUAUACAACGGCAUAAACUCAUUGAUAUAUAUGUAAUUUCACAAUGGAUUUGGAGAACAACAACAAUACGCCAUUGACCGGCAAAGAAACCGAAAAAUGUGCGGAAAAGCGAAAAUGUGUAAUAACAUUAGAUGAAAAGCAAGGGGAAUCCAAAAGACUGAAAAAGGAGGAAUCAAAUGUGGAGGCCACAAGCCGUCCACCUGCUCAGAGUCCCAAAAAACGGCUCCAUCUAAACGGAAAGCCCACGCAAAAUAAGGAUCUUAACUUCACGUACGGCAAUUAUAAGCACUACUACGGCAAGCGCAUCCUGAACAAGGAUUUUCACGACAUACGCCUAGACGUGCUUGGCACGCAACCGGAUUUGUUUCGGAACAAGCAGCUGCUUGACAUCGGCUGCAACUCUGGCCACCUGUCCAUCCAGAUUGCCAGGAAAUUCGAGGUGAAGAGCCUCGUGGGCGUGGACAUAGAUCGUAGCCUGAUAAAUGAUGCCCAAAGAACCGUCAGUCACCUGAAACGUCAGGCCACCCCGAUGCAGGGGAUACCCCAAAUACAAUUUGUGCACGGGAACUAUGUCCUGGAGGACGAUGUCCUGCUCGAUAUUGAGAGGCCGCAGUUCGACGUCAUACUCUGCCUGUCUGUCACUAAGUGGAUCCACCUUAAUUUCUGUGAUUCCGGCCUGAAGCAGGCCUUCAGACGCAUGUACCUGCAGCUGCGCCCGGGCGGCAAGCUGAUCCUGGAACCUCAGUCCUUUGACGGCUACAAGAGGCGCAAGAAGCUAUCGGAACAAAUCAGAGAUAACUACAAUGCAAUUAAAUUCCGACCUGAGCAUUUCACCGAGUAUCUGCUUGGCCCGGAAGUGGGCUUUGCCGAAAUGAAACUUAUGGGCAUACCGGAGCACUGCAAGGAGGGAUUCAAGCGUCCGAUCCAAAUUUUUACAAAGUCGUAGGAAAUAAAAAGAAAAUCAAGAAAUGAAAA